Molecule: messenger RNA, 762 nt
Organism: Paramecium tetraurelia
Lineage: Eukaryota; Ciliophora; Oligohymenophorea; Peniculida; Parameciidae
Exons: 1
Source: RefSeq, a predicted model, not a curated record
AUGAAGGAGCCUUAAAAAAACUCAAUCUUAAAACUAUGGCCUCACUAUUAAAAAAUUUUGAAAUCUUCAAAAUAUUCUUAAUGGAAGUAGAAUGAUUUAAUUUGUAAAAGGAGCAUGUUUUAUCAUACAGCUAUUGCCUUUAGUGCCUUUUAUGUUUUAAUCAGACUAAUAGUAGAAAUUAUCAAAAUAGAAAACAUGAUGAAUAUUUUUCAAUUAACCCUUUUUAUUGUCUUAGAGAUCAUAAUAACAUGCAUCUACACAUUUUGUAAGAAAAUAUAGAUUUACUUUCUUGCAUAAUAUUGCUUGAUUUCAGUUUAUAUCUUGAUAACAGUAUAAAAUGAAGAAAUAAAUAAGAUCUACAUUUUCCUCUAUAUGAUACUCGUUAAUAGCCAUUCUAACUUAAUAAUAAAGAUUUUCCUCUAUUUAUAUUUUAUCUUCACAGUCAUAUUUUUUUACAAGUUUGAACCCCUUGAGAUAUGUCUCAUAUGUUCAACCGCCUUUAUUCACAAUUAUUAGUUGGAAUCUCACUUCAUUGCCAAUUAUAUAAAAUAGUUAAAGCUAUUAUCUAUUAUCGAGCAAAUGCCUAGUGCAGUUUGCAUCGUAGAUUAAAACACUAAACAGAUCACAUACUCCAAUUCAUUAUUUGAGAAAUUAGCCUAAACUUUAUAAGUAACAGAUGAAUUGGCUCAAUCAAUAAAUAAUCAGAGCAAAGAACAAUAGUAAGUAGAUUUUAUAGAGAAUUCUAAGUUUUUGUUGAAUUGA